This is a messenger RNA of Cicer arietinum (chickpea), 1263 nucleotides long. RefSeq lists its product as uncharacterized. Gene Ontology annotation, biological process: DNA replication, Okazaki fragment processing. Lineage: Eukaryota; Viridiplantae; Streptophyta; Magnoliopsida; Fabales; Fabaceae. Gene Ontology annotation, molecular function: 5'-flap endonuclease activity; DNA binding; 5'-3' exonuclease activity. The record is from RefSeq and is a predicted model, not a curated record.
AUAAAAUAAAAAAGAGGAGAGAUAGACGAUGUGAGUAGAGAAAAUGUUAUCAUCAUCAUCAGCAACAAAUGGUUUCAUCCCUUGUUCAAGUUCAAGUUCAAGUUCAAAGAGUAAGAAAAGGGUAUUCUUUUUAGACGUGAAUCCUCUAUGUUACGAAGGAAGUAAACCAAGCUUGAAGUGUUUUGGUAAGUGGCUAUCUCUUUUUCUGUCUCCUCAAGUGACUCACACACACCCAGUUGUUGCUGUUAUUGAUGGAGAAAGAGGCAGUCAACAUCGCAGAAACUUGAUUCCUUCUUAUAAAGCUAAUCGAUGCAGCAGCACAAGUUUUUCUAUUUCAACAUCACCAGGUCAUGUUGGGAGAUUCCAACCGCUUAUUACUCGUGUCCUUCAUAAAUGCAAUGUGCCGGUUAUAAAAGUUGAUGGCCAUGAAGCUGAUGACGUUGUAGCUACACUUGCCGACCAAGUUCUCAAUAAAGGGUUUCAAGUGGUUAUUGCUUCCCCUGAUAAGGAUUUUAAGCAACUUAUUUCUCACAAUGUGCAAAUAGUAAUGCCUUUACCAGAGUUACAAAGAUGGUCCUUCUACACUCUGAGGGACUACAGAAAUCAGUAUCAUUGUGACCCACAAUCUGAUCUCAGCUUUAGAAGUAUUGUUGGCGAUGAAGUUGACGGUGUUCCUGGUAUCCAACAUAUGGUCCCUAGUUUUGGUCGAAAGACGGCUCUAAAACUUAUUCAAAAGUAUGGUUCAUUGGAAGCUUUAUUAAAUGCAGCCGCAGUAAGGACUGUGGGCAGACCAUAUGCACAGGAUGCCCUAAAAAAGUAUGGUGAUUACCUUAGGCGAAACUACGAAGUUCUUGCCUUGAAAAGGGAUGUAAAUGUGCAACUUUAUGAGGAAUGGUUGGUUGAGAGAGACACUAAAAAUGAUACUGAUGCACUAUCUAUGUUGUUCAAAUAUUUGGAAGAAAGUAAGAAGCUCACAUACAAAUUACAAUGAGGGAUGGUUGGUUGAGUGAGACACUCACAAAGUCAAAAUGGGUUCCAAGUAUGAAUGACAACUAUUUAUAAUAAGUUAAUAUGAGAAAUAACACGGUGUUGAAUGAUCGGAUGUCGAGUACUAUACCCCACAAGACUCUAGAGUGCUGAAGUGUUUUAAGUGAAAAGUAUUGAUGAUAAAAGAGUUACGGUGAAACUCGUGAUAAUGAAGUUGGAAUUUUAAAUAAUUUACGAUAUUACUUACUAGUUAAUAUUACUUUAUUUGGAAAGACA